CAUUUAAGUUAGUUUGCCAACCGUCAUUAAAUUUAAAAGAAGAAGAAUAAGAUCUGUGCGCCGAAGAAGGUCAACUUUUUGAUGGACUUGAAUGGGCUGUAUUUGUAUUAAUCCUGGUGGAGACUACAGGAAGUCGACUGGUCAGCAGGAGGAAACGCGCGCUGUGGCUCUGGUUUAAAAGCAGCGGCUGGAUUUGAAAAGCUGUUCGUGGAUUAUUGUGUUAAUAACAGGGAGCAGUCGAAGACCAUAGGAGGUUUGAAAUUCCUGCAGCAUGGCGUCUGCACAGCGAUCUGCUAAAGAGUACCUCAGAAACACCAGGAAAAACCUGGUGACUGGCAUGAAAAACCUUCCUCUGAUCAUUGAGAGUCUUUAUCAGAAGAAGGUUUUCAAUGUCUAUAACCUCAAUGAUCUCAAAGCCGAGAGCUCAGAGUUUGAGAAAGCCAGAUGUAUAUUGGAUUGGGUUAUUAACAAAGGUGAUGAGGCCAGUUAUGAAUUACUCAAGAUUCUGGAUGUCACUAAGAAGAGGACAUUAGAUCCUGGUUUGCACUACUGGAUCAGCUGUUCUCCCUUCAGAGAUGAAGAUGCAGCACCCAGCUAUUUAUUUGGUACAAAGCCUUGUAAAAACUACCAGAAACAGCUCAAAGACAAAGCAAAGGAGAAAAGUUUCUUUAAAUAUCUGGAGAAGACACAAGUAAACUUCAGUUUUAUACCUCUGGUUUUAGAGACCGACUCUGCGGUAAAAACUCCUCAAUGCAAAAUAAAAUUGAAAAACAAAAAAUGCAAAAAGCUACGGCCCAAGAAGCUGAGAGCUUACAUUCCUAACGAGGAACAAGCACUGUCACCUGAGGACCUCCUGAGAUGGCAGGACAAGAACAUCCUCAUCAUCGGCAAACCUGGAGUAGGAAAGACUACCGUUGUCCAGGAAAUGCUGCGACUUUGGGCAGAGAAGGAUGACAGACAGAUAGACUACAUGUUUUACUUUGAUGAAAGUGUUUUGGCCCACAGUUCUAGCACUGCCAGCUUGGAAGCUCUUUUGUUUGAUGUGUAUAUAAAACCAAUGGAAAAAUACAGAAAAGAAGUGUUCCAAGAUAUUGAGGAAAACUCUGAGAAUGUUGUCAUUGUGUUUGAUUGUGUGACGAAUUUGGGGAAAAAAUCCAUCUUGUGGAAGAUAAUGAAGCACGAGCUCCUGCCCAAUGCCAAGAUUGUGAUCACAUGCAGAUCAGAGGAGGAAGAGGAUCCACUUUUCUCUGACUGGCCGACACGGACAGUGUAUGUCCAAGGAUUCAGUGAAGAGUCUAUCAACACUUACUAUCAGAAGAUGUUGGGUCAUAAUCCUGUUCUUCUAGAAGUCAUCUUGAAGAAUCAAGAGCUGUUCAGUCUUAGUCACGUGCCAAUGUAUGCAUUUAUGGUUGCCGCCUCCAUUUCAUUUAAAAAUUUCACCGUAAACAACCAUACACUCACAGUCACAAAGAUGUACAUCCACAUUUUCCGUCUUACUGUGAUGACGCAUGGAGAAAAAAAAAUUGAGGAAAUAGAUGAAAUCCUGAGAGAGAUCGAAGAUCAGAUUCAUCCUCUAAUGAAAACUGCAUUCAGUGCAACUAUGAAGAAAACCCUAAACUUUAAUAGCUGUGAUAAGAAAAACGUUUGUCAUGCUUUUCUGAAAAACAUCACACUACAAGACUCAGUAUCUUCUGCAACGACAUACUGUGCGUUUCUCCACAACACAAUGCAGGAAUUCUUCUCGGCUUUGUGGCUUCUUGGACAUCCAGAUGAAAUUGAGAACGUCCUACAGCUCUGUCAGACUGAGGAGCAUAAACACAUGAGACAUGUUCUUCCUUUCUUAUGUGGACUUCUGAGUGAACACAACACCAGUCUCCUCAAGUGUCUCUUCCCAGAGGAUCAGAUAAAGAAAACAUCUGACUGGUUCAUUGAGAAGCGUUUAGACACGUUUCUUCAACCUCAGAGUGAAGAGUUUGAUCUUCUGUAUGUGUGUCUAUGCUUGUAUGAGCUCCAGUCUCCUAAAGCCUGUUUAAUGUUCCUGGAGCAGAUGGACCAUCAGCUUGAACCAGAAGUGGAUCUUGAUCCUCAUCAGUGCUGUGCUUUGUCUUACGUGAUCGGUCAAUCCAGAGAUAAAGAGGUUUAUCUGAAUCUGGAGGACUGUACCGUAGCUGAUGUGGGAAUGAACAUGAUGGAAGUGCAUGCAUGCAUCUGGCUGUUAAACACUUGUAAAGAUCCACUGAAGCAAAUCACCUUCUUUGUAGAAUUCUUCCAUAAAUCAUCUCAUUGUGACUGCAAACAUUUUGAGGUGAGAGGACAAUACAAGCCAGAAAAAAACAAUGCUCUGCUGGAUCUUUACUCUCAUGUGAAGAACUAUGAGAAUCAAACAGGCAGGGGUUAUCUUCCAGCAUUACAGUCAGUUUUCCAGUCACCUGAUGUCUGGAUCAUAGAUCUCUCAGAGAGAAAGAGCUCCGUCCUCCUGGAAGUGCUGAAGCUCCAGAGAAAGAAGAAACCAGUAAAUCUGAGAGGAUGUUCAGAGGAAGAGAGUGAAGUGAAGAGUUUCCUUCAGUGUCUGCAACACAUCUCACAGCUGAGAUUAUCUAAUCUGAGUAAAAGUGUUCUGAGAAAAUUUCUUCUGAGACUCUUCAUUAAAGCAGCAGAGAUUGAGACACAGACAGGAGAGCAGAUGCUGAAACUGUUAGCAUCUCAUUAUGAAUGGAGUUACAUAUUUUAUGACUGUGAUUUCCUGCUGGAUCUGUGCUCUCAUGUGAAGAACUAUGAGACUCAAACAGGCAGGAGUUAUCUUCCAGCAUUACAGCCAGUUUUCCAGUCACCUGAUGAAUGGUUCAUAGAUCUCUCACAGAGAAAGAGCUCCGUCCUCCUGGAAGUGCUGAAGCUCCAGACAAAGAAGAAAAUAGUAUAUCUGAGUGGAUAUUCAGAGGAAGAGAGUGAAGUGAAGAGUGUCCUUCAGUGUCUGCAACACAUCUCACACCUGAUGUUUUGGUUCAUUGAUGAUGAAGAAGAAAGGACAUCUGCAGUAAGAUUCCUGCUGAAUCUCUGUGUUGCUGCAGUAGAAACUGACAAAGAUGCAGGAACAAGAUUCUCGACUCUGCUGUCAUCUGUGUGCAGCUACAAAACCUUCCCUUUUGAUGAAGAUGGUUAUGAUCAGAAUGAUUUCCUGCUGGAUCUGUGCUCUCAUGUGAAGAACUAUGAGACUCAAACAGGCAGGAGUUAUCUUCCAGCAUUACAGCCAGUUUUCCAGUCACCUGAUGAAUGGUUCAUAGAUCUCUCAGAGAGAAAGAGCUCCGUCCUCCUGGAAGUGCUGAAGCUCCAGACAGAGAAGAAACCAGUAUAUCUGAGAGGAUGUUCAGAGGAAGAGAGUGAAGUGAUGAGUUUCCUUCAGUGUCUGCAACACAUCUCACAGCUGAGACUGUCCAAAGUGACUCUCCAGAAGCUUGUUGAAUGUGUCUAUGAAGCUCAGGAAGAGGAACUAACUCAAAGCUUCCUGCAGAAAGUGGGCGGGGAUCUGACUUCCUGUUCCUUGAGCUGGGAAGAGCUACAUUAUUUCCUGCAGCACAGAAUUCAGCAAAUCACUGUGAACCUCAGAAAGAGCAACAUUCAGGUCAACAUUAGAGAAAUUCUGCCAUUCCUGAACCGGAUUAAGUUUAAACGGAUGAGCUCUGCCUUCAUGCUGUGUGCAAUCAGAGAGAUCUAUGAGUCCGGCUCUGCUGGGUUUGUGUCCAGUCUGUUGAGUUCAGUGAAGAACUACAUUAACCUGCAGAGCAGAGAUCUGGACUCUGUUGACUGUGCGGCCCUGCACUUCACACUGCAGCACUGCACUGCGGCUUCACUCAACCUUCUCUGGACCUCCAUACCAGAGGAAGAGCUGCAGAGCAUUCUGCCUCUCUUCACACAUCUCUCCCACCUCAGUGUUGACAGGCUGCUUUUACUGAAGAUGCUUCACUGCUGCAGUGUCUCUGAUGUCCAGCAGGAGGCAGCAGCUGUUCUGCUCUCGAUCCUGCAGCACAAGCUGGACUUCUCCUGCCGCUCUGCUCUGGAUCUGACAGCAAACACAGACUCAGAGCCUCUACAUCUGACCGCUGACGACUGCCGUGUGAUGUCCAGAGUCAUUCAGAGAGCUCACUCCGACACAAAGACUCGACUGAUUCUGCAGGACUGUGAGAUUCAUACAGCUGGAAUGGAUCAGCUGUUCCCAGUGUUACAUUCUGUUCAGCUCCGCUGUGAUAAACCUCUGCUGCUUCAGUUUCUGGCUCAUGUGAGGCCUGAGGAAGCUCAGUCUCUCUCUGGAGCUCUGGGUGAAGAGCUGGAUCUCAGUCAGACUCAGCUGGAUCUGCAGGUCUGUAGAGGUCUGGAGCUGAUUCUGGAAUAUUCUGAAGGACUGACAGAACUGGAUCUGAGUCAGUGCCAUCUCACCGAUCACAGUCUGGAUCUGCUGCUCCCAAACCUCCACAAAGCUCAAAACAUUGAUUUCAGUGGCAAUAGUAUAACUGACGCUGGGGCUCAAAAAAUCCACAGGAUCGUGACAAGCAACAGGAACAUAAAGACAGUAAGGCUCUUCAACAACAGAAUUGAAUCCCGAGAGCUCUUCAUCACUGACCCACGAUUUGAGAUCCAGUGAUGCCAGUAAACUCUCUCUGGAAUCAACAAACGGGUGAAAUAAUUAAUGCAGAUCUAGAGAGAUGAGACUCAUGAUAAGGUUACAAGUGUAAAAACAUCCCAGAGAUGAAUC
This is a messenger RNA of Sinocyclocheilus grahami, 4747 nucleotides long. RefSeq lists its product as uncharacterized. Gene Ontology annotation, biological process: regulation of apoptotic process. The coding region runs from base 272 to 4636 and encodes 1454 amino acids. Gene Ontology annotation, molecular function: ATP hydrolysis activity. Lineage: Eukaryota; Metazoa; Chordata; Actinopteri; Cypriniformes; Cyprinidae. The record is from RefSeq and is a predicted model, not a curated record. The transcript is spliced from 12 exons.